AUGACCAGCACCCUUCCACCGGACCCUUGGAAAGCUCUCGGUGUCGACAGAAACGCGGACAAGGCUGAAAUUCGAGCGGCAUACAAGAAGCUUGUGCUCAAGUGUCAUCCGGAUAAGGUGCAGGAUCCGGCUCUUAAGGCUCAAAAACAAGACGAAUUCCAAAGAGUGCAGCAAGCAUAUGAACUGCUCAAUGAUGAUGCUGAAAAGGCAAAAUACGAGCAGAAGCUCAAGCUUGCUGAGCUACUGCAGCAGCGUGCUGCCAAGAUGCAGCAAGAUGUGAAGAAUGCACCUAAUUCAUCUGUUCCUCGUUCAGCUCCAAAGUACAGCACGUGUGACUUCCGCACCCCCGAUCCGUCCAAAUACAAGCCGCAUCCGUCACCAACGAACGGGAAGGUUUAUACUCACUCUUCUGGGGCUCACACUCGCUCAGCUGAGGAGAUGUCUCGCUCUUACUAUGACGAAUCCGAUCGCCAAGCCCGGAGAACAGCGAGCUAUGAAAAGCCAUCGAAACGGGACGAGGAGAAGCGUGAAAAGGAAGAGCGUAAACGGAGAAAAGAAGAAGAAGAGAUCAAAGACCGAGUACGAGAAAAGGAGCGUGAACGAGAGCGAGAGAAGGAAAGGGAACGAGACAAGGAGGAUCGAGAGAAAGAGAGGGAACGCGAAAGGGAAAAGGAGAAAGAGAAGGAUAAGGAUCGUGAGCGUGAGAAAGAGAAGGAGAGGGAGAGGGAAAAGGAAAAGGAGAAGGAGAAGGAGAGGGAACGGGAUCGUGAGAGGGAGAAGGACAAAGAAAAGGAGAGGGACCGGGAGAGGGAGAGGGAGAGGGAGAGGGAAAAGGACCGGGAGAAGGAAAAGACCGCGAAAAGGAACGAGAGCGGGACAAGGAUAGGGAAAGGGAAAGAUCCCGGGAGAGGGAGAAAGACCGCGAAGCCCGAAAAGCAGAGAGGAAGAAGGCCGAUAAGACUCGAGAGAAGGAACGAAAGUCGGAUCCAGACAAGACUCACCGAAUCGGAGAAGAAGCGCUCAUCAACCAAGAAGAAGCAUGACGAGAAGGACCGUGACCGUGAACGGGAACGGGAGCGUGAGCGAGAGCGUGACCGGGACAGAGAACGUCGGGAACGUGACAAAUCAAGCUCACGGCGCCCCAAGUCCGACUAUCCGGCUGAGGACACAAAGUAUGAGAGUACAUUUGAGCAAGCUGCAAGUUAUAUUGCUACUCUAAGUGGCUCUUCGCCAUCCCGGACAUUUUGGUCCUCGCAACAGACUUCUUCCACUGCUCCGCAUCCCAACUCGGCCAAUCCAGUCCCCGCUUGCCCUACACCUCCCCCACCUGGCGCUGACUUUGAGGAAGAGAGCAUCCAACAAGCAGCUGCCCGCGCCGCGGCAGGUCGUCGUCCCUCUCACGAGUCAAGGUCUCGAGACAAAAUUCGGUACGAUACGAUGGACUCACGUGGCAUUCCGAUUCUCACCAAAUCCCAUACGGUUCACACUCCAAUUGUUGAAUCUCCUCCGCGCGUGAGCCGUUCUGGCGCCACUUCUCAGGACUAUAUGUCAUCCUCCUAUACGAAGUCUUCGAUCCCACCGCUCGGCCGGACGCAAACUUGGGCCCCAGGAAGUGCUGGAGCGGCAUCUGCUGAUUACGACUAUGGUGUUUUCGACGGGCCCGACUACGACUCGGAAGAAGACCGUGACCGUGAGCACAAUCGGCGCCGCAGACGUGGCAGCAGCAACCGCUACGCACACCCGCAAUAUGCUUAUGGCGGUUCUCCUGCUUCAACUCGCAGCAGUCGGUACGACGUAAUAGAUGGUGCUUCCCACAGCACAUCAGGGACAUAUAUGGGUGCAACGUUCAAAGUCAGAGAGUCACGAAAAAUACGCCCAGAGGAUAUCUCGUAUGCGCAACAUGACCCUCCAUCGUACUAUUGGCCGCCUACUGAGGGAUACCAUGAUGGCCCUUAUGUCGAGGUCUGA
Thermochaetoides thermophila DSM 1495 is the source of this 1968-nucleotide messenger RNA. RefSeq lists its product as uncharacterized. NCBI's taxonomy places the organism in Eukaryota, Fungi, Ascomycota, Sordariomycetes, Sordariales, Chaetomiaceae. Gene Ontology annotation, biological process: spliceosomal complex disassembly. The coding region runs from base 1 to 1968 and encodes 655 amino acids. Gene Ontology annotation, cellular component: spliceosomal complex. The transcript has 2 exons. The record is from RefSeq and is a predicted model, not a curated record.